ACCAUUUCAGAACAGACUCCAGCUCUGACGGUGCCCAGAAAAAUAUGGAAUAUUGAUUAUCCGUCUCUAGUUUUAAGGAUUAAUAUUUUUGCAUUCAAAGGACAUCUGCAAUAUUAUUUCUAAUCAAAUGGGGGAAUAAGGGAAAGGCUAAGUGAAAGUGUGGUGUCUGUCUGUGUUCCUAAUUUGAAUGUGAACCUACUAUCGAGAUGCGCAGCCUAUUGGGACCGUCCCAGUCGGAAUUGAACACGCCUCCCGCCACCCGUCGUCAACUAAUGUGUUCCAUUUCCAAGACGUCAAAGAGUCACAGAGCCAAUACAACGACCUACCGACUUGCAAUAAUCCGCAAAGGCAACACACGGAGGAGUGUACAUUUGUUUUAGAGUCGUGGACUAUUCAAAAGCUGGGACCUGGGGUGAAGUUUGACUGCUACAGGAGGAAUUCCUAGUGUCCUCGUGUGAUUGUCCAAUCAGAGACCUGCAUGUGUGAAGCCGCGGCCAGCAAUGGAACCCUGGCCUGCAGUGGCCUGGGUCCUACUGCUGACGGUCAUCGCUGAUUGGCUGAAAACUGCCCAAUCAAAGGACUUUACAGAACAGGACAUCAUCUACCUCCAUCCCUCAACCACUCCGUUCCCAGGCGGGUUCAAGUGCUUCACAUGUGAGGAGGCACCUGACAACUACGAGUGUAAUCGCUGGGCGCCAGACCUGUACUGCCCACAAGAGACCAGAUAUUGUUACACGCUUCACAAGAUGGACGUGGAGGGGGACAGUGUUUCCGUGACAAAGCGUUGUGUGGCUCUGGAGGACUGCCUCUCUACUGGAUGCUCUGAAGAAGACCAUGAAGGAAACAAGGUCUGUACAGCGUGCUGUGAGGGCAAUAUCUGUAACCUUCCUCUCCCCUGGAAUGAGACAGAGGCCGUGUUCGCCACCACCUCACCUCUCAGUGGCACCACAGGAAUCCCACAGAGCUACAGACUAAUAUCCUGCCUCCUUUUCCUCACCCUCCUCGUCUCCAGCUAUGUUUGAGAAGUGGAGAGAGAUACUGACAUAUACAAUUUUCUUUACCAGUUGAAGGCCUGAUCCAACUGUUAAUGUAUUCCGAUCCAACUGUUAAUGGAUUCAAUCUACACCCUAUGGAAAUAGUACUCACUGAAGUUUUUGACAUUUUAUUUUCCUUUUAAUUAAAAAGGAAUCCAGUUUUGAUUCCCUUUCAUCAUUAUGGUUGGUUUCAAUAAAAUGUGCACUUAGAACUGGACACUGAUACUGCUUCUAAAACACAGGCAAUAUGGCUGUCAAUCUUGAAGGAUUAAACAUAAUAAAAAUCCCAGUAUGAAAUGACAUAAUUCUCCCCCUACUAGUCUUCUGCACAGGGACAGAAGGAGGGGAAACUGUAAACCUUGAAAUGUGUUGUGGCAUGUUUGGAUUCGUCAGUAGGCUAUAUACUGUACGAGUUUCAACAUUUUCCAGCGAUGAGGAAGGACUGAAGAACAGCUUCAGCUUCUAUGAGGAUUUGUCUGGUGUAAUGUUUUUAUGUUUUUACAUUUUCACAUUUGUGAGUCAGUACCCCAUGUUGUAUGUUUGACACAUAUGUACAUAUACAUAGUAUUUAUUUUUUUAUGGAACAUUGUUGUUAGAAGGUGAAUAUGUCUGUGUGAAACGUUACGCCGGUAGGUUUAUAUAAUAGCAUGUAAGUGUAGACUACAUCUUUUAUUUUCCAGCAGGAACAGGUGACAUAGGCGCUGCUCAUCCUUUUACGUCUAGUAUGCAGAAAGUAUUUUUACCGACAUGGAAAGAGAGCCGGGCGCUUAUCAAACAAACACUUAACCCUUUGGUGUUUCUGUUGUGGGAAGACUAUUUCCUCAAAACCUAAAAAAGGAUCAAAGUUAAUUACAGGUCUAUUUUAGCUUCAAAAUUUACCAAUGAUCAAAAAUAAAUCUGACAUUCCACAUGAUACAGCUACCCACAUACCUCAGUGCAGCACUUUGUUUGGCCUAGGCUUUGGAAGCUGUACUGUAACUGUAGGACAAAUAGCAUGUUUUUAUGUCUCGUCAUUUCAGUUUUAGUGAGAGGCAACAAUAAAUGACUUGCUUUGUGCGCACACAAUUAAUUACUGACACUACGUGCUCUUCAGGAGACUUUUUCUCACAAGUGUUUUAAUGUUUUUGUACGUUCUUGUGACAUGUCCCUCUGAUGUUUGUACUGUGCUCUGUUCUGUGACAUGUUUCUCAUCCAUCACUCUCUGUUGGCGGUGUGGUUGCCUGGCCAGGCGAGAAAACUGCAGAGUUAGCAAAUACAGUGUUAUUGUUCUCCAGGAUUUCUGAUUUAUUUAGGCUGACCGCCCGAGACAUAAAGGAGACUAGUCACUUCCCCCCUCCAGACCUGGGUUCAUUUACUAUUUUAAAUCAUCGUUUGGCUUAAUGGACCAAUAGAAUAGUCCCAAAAUGGCAAACCAUGCUCACAUAGUACUUCAGGCAGACUAAAGCAAACGAUCAAAGUAUUUGAAAGAUUUCAAAUAGUAUCUGAACCCAGGUCUGCCCUCCUCCCUCCCUACCACACUGUCUGUUCAGUAGGACUCCAGCCAAACAGCAAAAGGAAAACAGUGAAGCAUGAUUUACAGAAAGCAAACAUUUUUACCUACUGUAGUUUGCUCUGUUAACAUUUAUAAAUUACAUUUCGUUUUUUAUGGGGUAACAUAAGGGCUAAAACAUGUUGUGUCCCUUUAAACCAAUCAGGCAAUACUAGAUUUUCCCUUUUAAAUAUUUUGCCGGGACUUUUGUACUGUGACCUGAAUGCCAACAUAUCAUGCCAGAUGUUGCCUUAACUCAUUCUAAGUAAAUGCUGUACAAUUCAUGGAAGAAGUGCUUGUGCAUGAUCUUAUCUAGUCAUGUUGUGCCAAUUGACGUUAUGUAAAUAUCAUCUCCGUUUGUAUAUGCAAUGUCUCUGUACAUAAUUGUAUAUAUAGAUGUGAAGGACUUUGUAACUUCAUAUUAAAGAUGAAGACAUGACCACUUA
Messenger RNA from Salvelinus fontinalis (brook trout), 3008 nucleotides. RefSeq names its product ly6/PLAUR domain-containing protein 6-like. The transcript is spliced from 5 exons. Gene Ontology annotation, biological process: positive regulation of canonical Wnt signaling pathway. Bases 501 to 1022 code for a protein of 173 amino acids. Gene Ontology annotation, molecular function: acetylcholine receptor inhibitor activity. NCBI's taxonomy places the organism in Eukaryota, Metazoa, Chordata, Actinopteri, Salmoniformes, Salmonidae. The record is from RefSeq and is a predicted model, not a curated record.